UGAUCUUAUGUGGGACCGAAAUAAUAGGAGUCUUGUCAUUGGAAUUGUGUGUAUAGGAUGCACUGCGGCUGUAUUCCCAGCCCAUACUGGCUACCAGGGCUGGCAUUCCCAGAGUGGGCGUACAAGCCUGAGUCGAGUCCUGGCUCUCGCCAGAUCCAGCUAUGGCACUUUAUCUUGGAGUUGCUUCAGAAUGAGGAUUUCCGCCAUGUUAUCGCCUGGCAGCAGGGCGAAUACGGAGAGUUUGUCAUUAAAGAUCCGGAUGAGGUGGCCAGGCUCUGGGGUCAGCGCAAAUGCAAACCUCAGAUGAACUAUGACAAACUGAGUCGGGCCCUCCGGUAUUACUACAAUAAAAGAAUAUUGCACAAGACUAAAGGGAAGAGAUUUACCUACAAAUUUAACUUCAACAAGCUGGUCCUCAUUAAUUAUCCGAUGUGGGAUCUGAGAUGCCCUCCUCAACCAGUUCUGAUGGGAAACAAUAUGUGUUGUUCGGUUGUAGUGCCACCUGGUGUCCAGAGAGAGGUUUUACAAAGUACAAUCCUUGCACGCAAGUUACUGUCUGAUCAGCUGACUUGUCGCAGAGUGAUGCAGAAUCCAGGAGAUGGCACCAGUUCUUCUGAAAAAAAGAUAACUCCAAAUUUGGGAUUAAGUGCACCAUCUCCUCCAUGUGGUCUGAGCUCCUUUUAUCACUUUGGCCAUGAUAGACCUUUCCACAUUCCAUCUUCCUCUGCAGAAAUUAACCCACCAGGUUUUUCACCCCACCAUGGUCAGCCAGUCUACUCUUCUCCACACAUUGCUCUGGCAGGGUCAUCUGAACGGCAGUUGUGUACCAGUCACUUACUCCAACGCAGUCAUACACUUAUGUCCUUGGAAGAGAGAAUUCAGUCCCUAACUCAGCGAGGUGCUCACUAUAGAAUUCCAGGACUCCCGUUUUCCAGUCAUUUUGCUGGACAAACACCAGCCCAUCUAACAGAAGGUCUUCCACUGCCACCACCACCACCACUGUCUGACAGCAAGGGGCAAGAAGAAAACUGCCUGACUUCCAUUGUGAAACCAGACCGGGAGACAGAACUUAGCCCUCUGCCAGUUGAGAACAUGUUUCUAGAUCUUCAUGAAAGUAAAAAAGCUCCUCUCAGUCCUUCUGAUAACUCUGCCAUUAAAAGUAAACCUGUGCUGUUUUAUAGCGUAGCCAAUCUGUCCAACAUUGGCAAAAACUGGUUGCUGAAGCCUGCCUAG
Molecule: messenger RNA, 1233 nt
Organism: Pelobates fuscus (common spadefoot toad)
Lineage: Eukaryota; Metazoa; Chordata; Amphibia; Anura; Pelobatidae
Product: ETS translocation variant 3-like protein
Exons: 6
Coding region: 58-1233 (391 amino acids)
Biological process (GO): cell differentiation; regulation of transcription by RNA polymerase II
Cellular component (GO): nucleus
Molecular function (GO): DNA-binding transcription factor activity, RNA polymerase II-specific; sequence-specific DNA binding
Source: RefSeq, a predicted model, not a curated record